AUGGCUAUAUUCUUACAUGUUAUAGGACAUAAUGAACGUUUUCGCGCGGUUAAGGGAAGAUUUCAUCACUUCACGCAAACAAUUCAUCAAUGUUUUCAUGAGGUCCUAACUGAAAUGAUGUGUUUUGCAAAAGAAAUUAUAGUACCAACAACUCCUAAUCCAACAAGACAUAACUCGGAACGACAUAGACGGUUAAAAAAUAUUUUUUCCGGAGCAAUAGGUGCAUUAGAUGGAACUCUUGUACAUGCGGUUGUACCCGUUGAUCAACAAACUCGUUAUAGGGGACGAGGAAAAGGAGAAUGUUUUCAAAAUGUUAUAGGAAUUUGCGAUUUUGAUAUGAUAUUCACCUUUGUUUGGGUUGGAUGGGAGGGUAUAACACAUGAUUCAAGAGUUUUGAAAGAAAUUGCAUUCAAUUCGACUUCUAGAUUUCCAUUUCCUCCACCAGAUAAGUAUUACCUUUGUGAUGCCGCAUAUAUAAACACACGUGGGUUUAUGGCUCCAUACCGCAAUAUUAGGUAUUGGUUAGCCGAUUUUAGAAGAGGCAGACCUUUAACUAGAGAAGAAAGGUUCAACUAUGCUCAUGCAAAACUUAGAAAUGUUAUUGAGCAUGCUUAUGGUGUUUUGAAGGCGAGAUUCCCAAUCUUAAAACAAAUGGUUCCUUAUCCUUUUACAGUGCAAAGAGACAUUGUCAUUGCUUGUGUCGCGAUCUAUAAUUUUAUAAGGAAAUACAAUAUAGAAGAUGACUUGUUUAGAAAUUUUGAGGAGGACACUAUGGUCACUCCUGACGUCCAAGGUGGGGGAAUUGAUAGAGAAAACAUAAAAGGCAUAGAAUGGGGUCCAGAAGCCGUUGAAUAUAUGUGUGUUUUGCGUGAUCAGAUUGCAAAUCAACUACUUUCACCUACUUUACGUUAA
Messenger RNA from Lactuca sativa (garden lettuce), 912 nucleotides. The record is from RefSeq and is a predicted model, not a curated record. Lineage: Eukaryota; Viridiplantae; Streptophyta; Magnoliopsida; Asterales; Asteraceae.